Molecule: messenger RNA, 1168 nt
Organism: Juglans microcarpa x Juglans regia
Lineage: Eukaryota; Viridiplantae; Streptophyta; Magnoliopsida; Fagales; Juglandaceae
Exons: 3
Coding region: 226-603 (125 amino acids)
Molecular function (GO): nucleic acid binding; RNA-DNA hybrid ribonuclease activity
Source: RefSeq, a predicted model, not a curated record
CAUAUCCCAUAUGAACAUUUUGUUCGGUACCUAAUUACACAACAUCACCUCCAAAAAAUAGGAAAAUUUGCAGAACGAAUAUGCUCCUCCUAUGUGAAUGUCUCAUACAGUCAUACUCUCAAUGGGGCUCAUACCAGAUGGUGGACCGGGAAGUGUUUCCAGGACCGACAGCUAGACAAAAAGACACAGACUAGUCUGUACUCUCUGGUUUAUGCUAACCUUGUCAUGCAUGAAUACAUAUCAGGCUAUUACUGUGAGAAGGGAUGGAAGUUGACAGCGGUAACAUGGAACCAGUUGGAAGCUGGUCAUAAAUUGCCUUGUAACUGGCAACAGUGGUCUAAAUCAAGAAGGGGUUGCAAUGUAGAUGGUAGCUCAUUUGGGAAUCCUGGUGCAGCAGGUGGGGGCAUUAUUCGGGAUUCAGCUGGCCGUGCUUUAGCUGGUUUUGCGCAGCAUAAUGGGGUGUCUUCUAACACUGUUGCGGAAGGACGUGCGUUACUUGAUGGCUUAAGACUGGCUCAACAAAUGUGGAAUCAAAGACCUCAUGGUGGAAUCAGAUUCUUCCGUGGUGUAUAUGUCAUAUCUACAGAGAAGGGAAUAUGGUAGCGGACUUCCUAGCCAAGGAGGGUGCCAAUAAUAACAGUUGGUUAUUUUCUUGAUCAGAAAUUGGAAUCGGGACGCUUCGAGGACUUUUGCGCACUGAUUGUUGGAAACUUCCUUAUUUACGCUUGUAAUUCUUUGCUUAUUAUUUUGGUGUAAAUGGUAGUUCCUCAGCCUUGGUGAGGUCUGGCAAUAAAACUUCCUCCUUUUGAUUAAAAACAAAAAAAAACUGGAUGUGAUUUUCUACCCCCACACUCUCAGACAAAUAUCACAGGUGACCCCGCAUAUCUCUGUUUAUAUUUGCUUACGGAUCAUGUGUGUCCAAUCUGUGUAUGUAAAAUCAUAAGAAGACAGACUUCUUCACGAGCCUAUUUAAUGCUUCCAUUAAUGAUUAGGCACUAGUGAGGCCAAAGGGUUGAUAAAUAAGGCCAAGCUCUAAGUGCAGGUCUAUUAAUGGAGGAGCCACCGGGGAGAAUUUGUGACACCCGCACUAUUCUCUUCAUUUCUUAAAGAAUAAAAGAACAAAUCCCACCACAGGGUUCAAGCAACAACAUGGGCGUAAAUGCUAGCA